Molecule: messenger RNA, 1161 nt
Organism: Penicillium vulpinum
Lineage: Eukaryota; Fungi; Ascomycota; Eurotiomycetes; Eurotiales; Aspergillaceae
Product: glycoside hydrolase family 16 protein
Exons: 3
Coding region: 1-1161 (386 amino acids)
Biological process (GO): glucan catabolic process
Molecular function (GO): hydrolase activity, hydrolyzing O-glycosyl compounds
Source: RefSeq, a predicted model, not a curated record
AUGAGCGACGCUUAUUCUCAAAAUGACCCUGGUCGCUUUCAAUCGACUCAUCUAUCGAAAAACCAGCAACCAACCGCCAGUGCAUACCAACCUGCUCACGAAGCGUGGGGUGAAGAUGGUACAGAUGAAUACUCUAGAUGGGACCCGCGAGGAUGGUCCUUGAAGAGCAAGAUUUUCCUAGCACUUGGUGUUGUCGUGGUGAUUGUGGCAGUGAUUGUCGGUGCUGUUCUAGGAGUGAGAGCAAAUCAGUACCCUGAUUACUCGAAACUGGAGUACAGCUUGAAAGACAAUUAUUCGGGAUCGUCCUUUUUCGACAACUUUGAAUAUUUCACUGGUGCCGACCCAACCCAUGGAUUUGUCCAGUACAUCGACCGGGCUGCAUCUGCAUGGCUGAAUUUAACUUCCGCCACAGACACUUCUGCAGUGCUCAAGGUGGACACGACAUACAAAGGAUCGGAAGCUGCAAAUGGGCGUCAAUCUGUGCGAGUAACAUCUAACAAGACGUACUCUGAAGGACUUUUCAUCUUUGAUGUCAUUCACACCCCGUACGGCUGUGGUACAUGGCCAGCCCUGUGGCUGACAGACCCCAACAACUGGCCUGAGUAUGGAGAAAUUGAUAUCGUGGAAGCCACCAAUGCCGGAACCUUUGGAACCCAAUCCACGCUUCACACAUCGAAAGGCUGCACCAUGGGUGUCAAGCGGAAAGAAAGUGGCUCUGUCGCCAACGACAACUGUUACUACGAGGCGAAUGAGUAUUCAGGUUGUGGUGUGAUAGGCACUGAGAGUACUUAUGGCCCUGAAUUCAACAAGAAUGGAGGCGGAGUUUACGCGAUGGAACUCCGUGAUGCCGGCAUUCGCGUAUGGCAGUGGGUUCGCUCCAAAAUUCCGGCCGAUGUCACGUCGGGAAGUCCCGACCCAUCCACCUGGGGCCAAGCAUUCGCAGACUUCCCCAGCACCGAUUGUGAUAUCGGUUCUCAUUUCAAAAACCAAAGCAUCAUCAUCAAUAUCUCUUUGUGCGGUGACUGGGCGGGAGCGAAGAAGUACUAUACGACCCAAAGUAGCUGUCCUGGAACCUGCAAGGACUUUGUGCGGGACAAUGCGACUAGUUUCGACACUGCAUACUGGGAGUUCGGCAGCUUCAAGGUCUAUCAGGCCUCGUGA